This is a messenger RNA of Bursaphelenchus okinawaensis, 2720 nucleotides long. The record is from the annotation of a GenBank genome assembly. Lineage: Eukaryota; Metazoa; Nematoda; Chromadorea; Rhabditida; Aphelenchoididae.
AUGGUCUACAGACACAAUGAUAGCUACAAUAACUACAAGAAAAAGCAGUUAGUUGGUACUGUGGCUGAGAUUAUUAAAGAAGAAAAAGCGAAACAUAAGGAAGAGAUAGUGGAAGAAGACAAAGAAGAAAGAAAAGUUAAAGAAGAGAAACCACUAAAGGAAGAAAAGAAAAACGUUGAAAAUGGAGUUAGAGAAGACAACGGUAAUAGGCAUUUUACGACUGUAUACACGACAAAACACACAAGUAAGAUAUCACAUGUAAAGCCAUUUUUUAAGAAGCCAAAAGGUACAGAAAACCUACGAUGUGAUUGGGUUUUUGAUGGUAAACACGCAUCGUAUCUCUACAAUUUGACUCAGAAUAGAUUGAAAUACAACAACAAUAACUUCAAAGACUUGAAGAUGGAUUGCGCUUCUAUAAAGUAAGUUUGCGAUAAAGUAAGUCCCAGUAAGAUAGGGUAAUAUAGAAAAAGUUAUGGCGAAAUAAAGUAAGUUACCAUAAGAUAAGGUAAAUAACGCUAAGUUACAGUAAUAUACGUUUAGUUACAAUAAGAUAGGGUAGAGCAAAAUAAGUUACGUUAAGUUACAGUAAGAUAAGUAACAUAGAGUAAGUUACGAUAAAUUACAAUAAGAUAAAAUAGGGUCUGUAAGGUCUGGGUAGGGUCUACAUAGUGUCUGGGUAGGGUCUGGGCAGAGUCUGGGUAGAAUCUAGAUAGUGUCUGGAAAGGGUCUGGUAAGGUCUGGAGAGGGUCUGCGUAGGGUCAAGGUAGGGCCAGCAUAGAUUCUGUGUAGGUUAGGGAUGAUAAUACAAAACCUAUACUUUUAGAGACAGAACCUACUUCCCAUCUACCCCAAACUCUCAAGAAGAAGCUAACUUUCCAAUAGCUGUAACGCGUACAGUCUACCGUAAUUAUUAUUUCCUAGAACUUAUCCUAGCAGCUACAUAUCAACCUCAAAAUUACUAUUGUUACUCUAUAGAUCAAUCUUCGGAUAUUUUGUUUAAAACUCAGUUAAGAUCGUUGGCUAAUUGUUUUGACAACGUUCACGUUAUGAAUAUUGAACGUGAUUUAGAUGGAGAAGGACAUCUUCAACAUUUGGCUACUCAGAAUUGUUUUGGUUGGUUGAAUAAUAAGAGGAAGGAAUGGAAAUAUGUCUCGAUUUUACAGGUAUGUACUACAGUAGAAGUUCUGUAUAACGAACCUCUAACAAUUUUAAAUUUAAAUUUCUUUUAAAAAAAGAGGAUGUAAUUUAUAUUCAGAAUCACGACUUCCCUAUGAAGACGAACCUAGAAAUGGUAAAAAUUCAAAAACUUUUAAAUGGCUCAAAUGACGUUCUUAUCUUACCAUCGAUGAAAAGAAUAAACGAAAAGUUGGACUGGACUGUAGGCCAUCUUAAGUUAUUCAAAGACAGUAAGUUUUAAUAAUCAAAUCCUAGGUAACAUUAGAAACUAAAAAUAGAUUGCUUUGCUAUAAUACCUUCUUUUACUUUUCAGCUUAUAGGGAAAAUACCCUGUCACGCUCAGUAUCCGCUCAAAAUUUUUAAAUGAUUUUUAUAGAUUCUUCGUACCACUAAUAAUACUUAUAAAAAAUUUUAGCAUGCGCUUUUAAAUUAUAAAUUUUAAAUAUCUGAGUUUGUCGCCAAUUUGACAUAGUUGGCAUUGUGUUUCAAGCGCUUUUUGUCGAUUUUCCUGACAAGCUGCGCUUACAAAUUUAAAAACGUAAGUUCAUUUAUAGGCUUUCUACUAGUAGAUUAAAGAAAAAUUAUUAAAAGUCAAAAAAUUUCAAAGUUAUAAUAUUGAAACACAAUGCCAAUUUAGCGGGAAAUUCAAAACGUAAUUUUUUGAUCUAGAAUUUCUUGAAGUUGACUAGAAAACGCAAUUUAGUACUUUGCUAAAGAUCUUAUACAGGGUGCGCCACAAGCUCUGUUACAAACCUGUAUUAACAUGAUAUUUCUAUGUAAAAAGUUCAGAGCGGCACAUUUCAAGCACUUUUCUUGAAAAUUUCAAAUCAUUUUAAAAAAUAUCGUUUUUAGAAGCAAAACAAUCCCGUCUAGCUAAUGUAUCCUUAUCCUGGGUGAAAGGUCUAUUUCAAGCAACAAUAAGUCGAAGAACGAUGGAUUACCUACUGAAUGAGAUGGAUCUAUCAACUCUUAUCAAUCAGCUAGACGACAGAGCAACAUACGGAGUAGACGAGAUGUUAUAUGCCACGCUAUUAUCUAUGGAAGUACUAGAUAUACCAAACUAUUUUACUCAAAAUUGUAUCCAAAAAGCUGAUUAUGUCACUCGCCAAAGUAUAUGGGAAGGCAGUAAGCAUUGUCGAAGUAAAACGUGGCGGCAUCAGAUCUGUUUGUAUGGUAUAGAAGACUUGGUGCCAAAUUUGAAUGGUCAAAACAGUUUAUAUGCUAACAAGAUGAUGAUGGGUGACUUCAAUGGCAUUGUAUGUUGGCUGGAGUUACUGUUCAACAGGACGUAUGUUGAGAAGAAACCGGUAGUGAAUGACGUAUUUUACAAAAAUAUGGCUAUGGUAAAUCAUUUUAAAUGUUUUUGUUAAAUAAUUUUAACAAUUACCGAAAUUAUCUUUAUAAGGAAAAUGCCCGAGCCGUCCUAUUUUAAGUCUAUGUUAACAUAGCUGCUCUGCUCUGAUUUGCUUUAAACUUUGUAUAUAUAUAUGAUACCUUCAGCAAAGUACUAAGUCACGCUUUUCAGAAAAUUUCUAGAAAAUUGA